Caenorhabditis angaria is the source of this 3501-nucleotide messenger RNA. The record is from the annotation of a GenBank genome assembly. NCBI's taxonomy places the organism in Eukaryota, Metazoa, Nematoda, Chromadorea, Rhabditida, Rhabditidae.
UUGAUAUUUAAUGUAGGUAAGGUAAGUUUUGGUCGACCAAUUGUCACGGGAUAAAAUACCGUAGCUAUUUUUUUGUUUUGGAAUUUUUUUGACCACUGAAAAAAACUUAUGAGAUUUGUUGGAAGUUUGAAUUUCUAGAUGUUGCUGUAAACUACAGUAACCCUCAGGCUGUAUUGUAUCUGCUUAUCAAAAAUAAGAUAGCAGCGGAAAACCUUUCAUCAUUAUUUGAAAUAAAUAUUUUUUUUUGUUUAUCCCAUUAAAAAUCCAAUAAAAUGAUAUAGUUUCAUGUUACAGGGUUUGAUCAAAACUUUCAGAAACUUCUGAAUUUAGGAAAUGUAGGAAUUUUUGGCGCCUAAAAUCUAGUAGCUCAAAAAAUCCCAAAAUUCAGAUCUUCAGCUUCAUUUUUAAACUUGAAAAUAAUUUUUCAAAGUUCAAUUGAAUUCGAAAUUAGCAGUUUAAUUUCAGGUUUUUGAGAAGUUUCAAAAAGUGGUUCCAUUUUUUCUCUGAAUUCAAAAUUACAGUAAUCCAUACAGUAACCCUUCUCCCCUUCCUAAGUUCAUUUGCACCCAAAGAAAUCUUAUACAAUAAUUUAUACGGCCCAUAAUUUUCAACACCUUCAAUCAAAAAUCUGUGUCUGUUUAUUUUGAUUUGUGUGUGCCUUUGGGAUUUCCAUAUUUUCUAGUCGGUCACACACAAAAAGACACUAUUUCUCCUAUUUUUAUCCAUCAUCAAUCUCGCCAAAUCUCUAUUACAACGCGACAAAACGGACCAUUGUAUAAAGUGACCUCUCUAAACGAUUGGGUCAUUCGUUCAUUCAUAGAUCUAUCUGCUCAUUUUUUGUCUCUGUUGUCAUAUAUCCAUCCCACCCUAUAUCUUUUCCUGAUGUAAUAUCGAUUCUUAAAGUUUUUCUUUUUUUUUCGAAAAAGUUUUGUUUUCUGCUGUAAUCUGUGGAACAAAAGAGACAAUACAUAGGGCAAAUAUAAUAAAUUAUUCUAAUUCGAUCUAUCUCUCAAAUAUUUUUCAUAUAUUCCGUAUCUCAAUCUGGUCAAUUCUUUGUUCACCUAAUAUUUUAUAUUUUUGUAUAUAGUUUUUUUGGGUGUGAAUUAUGAAUUUGAUUGAAUUGGGUGAAAUGAUUGAUGGGUUUUGGUUUACUUUUGUCUUAGUUUUAGUUUAUUCUAUUCUCUUUGGUGUAAACUAUUUUUUGUUUUGGUUUUAUAUUUGUUUGUGUUGGUAUUUAGAUUUGAAUCGAUAAUUAAUUUAUUAUGGUUCAAUUUUGAUUAGGGGGUUAAAAGUUUAAAAUAAAAUUAGGGCCUUACGGGAAUUCUUGAAGCUCUAAAUUAUUUUCAAUAUCCAGAAGCUUUGAGACUUUGUGAAACUCUUCAAAACCAAAAUUAAUAUUUUUAUUUAUUUUUUUUAUGAAAUGAAAAUUUUUUGGCCCUUGGUCACUUUAUUUUUCAGUUUCGGAAAUAUUUAUUCAAAUUUUUCUCAUAAUCUCUUCAUUCAUAAAUUCUAUGAAAAUAAAUCGAGAUAAUCCGGAAAUGCGCAAACUUCCCACCUCGACAUAUAUUCCAUUCCCAUUUUCGUCUUUUGAUCUUCCCGCCUUCCCAAAAUAAAAUCUGGGAAAACAAAAACAAUAACAGCAAAAAAAGGUAACAUGUGUCAUUUUGGGUGCAAACACACUCUCUCUCAUUCUUCCCUAUCUUUUUUUCCGACUCCGCCCACUUUUUGCUAUCUUUUCCUUGGAUACUGUACGCGGUUUAUAAAGAAUCUUUAGUUGAUUUUUUAUUUUUUGUGGUGAACGGUCGUCUUCUUUAAAAACUUUCCUAUUUUUUUGAAACUUUUUAUUUUUCGCUCGAUUUUUUUCUAUCAACAAUUCUUCAUUUUUUGCAGAAAGAAAUGCUCAGCGUGGAAGUUUCUUCAAAAAUUCGACCAGAAUCGCUGAAACUUCGCCUGCCGGCUUCUGAUCCAUACCUAUCAUUUUCUGAACCAUGUUCCCCAGAUUCCGGAUUUUCAUCCGAUGACAGUAUUACGGAUUCAUCAUUUUCUGAUAGAAUGUGAGUUUUUACCACCUGCUUUUGUCUACAAACAUGGUCAACAGUGUUUAUCAUCAACAAACAUCGUUUUCUCUAUCUAUUUCUUUGCUAAAAGUAUCAUUUAUUACACAAUGACACGUUGUUAUUUUGUACGUGAUUUUUGAAGAAAAUACUUUGAACUUUAUCAAGAAAUCAUCUCUUUUAACAAACAUGUUUUCGAUGAAAAAAAAAGUAAAAAUAAACCAUUUUUCAAAAAAUGAAAAUUCGCACGUGUUGCGGUGGAGCGCACAUGAACGUGUUCCAAAAAAUAUUUUCAUUUUUCAUUUUUUUCUUUGUCCUCCACUCCGUAGCUCCACAAAAAAGAAAUAAGUAAGUAGGAUAUCAGAUAUCUUUUCUCUAUUGAAAGUUGUUUUUAUUAUGAUCCCGGGACCAAUCAUGACAUCAUUGAGAACAACGUGCGGAUUUGCAAAAAAUGCAUCUCUAAAAGUUAGCCAAACCCACUUUUCUUCUUUGUCUUAGAAUCCUCACUUGUUUAUUUUCGAUGUUUCAAGUAUGAAAUGUCUUUUCUAUAUGCCUAGAUAUUGUAGUAAACUUCAUAUUGUUUGUGAUGAAGAACAACCAGGCCGAAGAAUGUCUGAAAAUCCAUAAAAUCUUGAAAUAAUCAUUUUCUUUUUUCAGAAGUCGCGCAAAAACUCUUCCAUCAGCUUUGCGAAGAUCAAGAUCGAAACAAAACGUCAAACGUGUUCGAUUUGCUGAUUCUCUUGGUUUGGAUCUUGAAAACCUUCAAUAUUUUGUGAAUGAGGAAUUAUGCCAGAAAUUCAAUCAUAUCAGUUUCCCACAAACAAGCACAUCUCAAUCGCCUCCACAAACAAUUCAACAGACACCUCGACUUAUCGUAACUAAUUUUGCAUAUCGAUCCGAGUUUGAAUAUAAUAAUUUGGUUCGAGCAUCAAAUGUUUGUGUAAGCGCUCUUCGCGCCGCUGGAAAUUCGAUCGUCGGACAAGUCAAUCUACUAAAUCUGGCUUUUGAUAAAAGUGUCACAGUUCGAUAUACAACUGAUAAUUGGCAAACGAUUGAUGAAGUUAUUGCAAAAUAUAGUCAUCGAAUGUUUGCGACAGAAGAUAUUGAUGCGUUUAACUUUACGAUUGUAUUGCCAGCUAAAUUAUUGAGCGGAAAAUGCGAAUUUUGUGUGAGCUAUCAAGUUGCUGGAAAUAGUUAUUGGGAUAAUAACAAUGGAUCGAAUUAUUGUAUUGAUGUAUCGAUUGCGCCACCAAGACAUUUUAUUUCGUCACCAACGAUUUCAACAAAAUCUAUCAGUCGAACAUCGUCGGUCACAUCAACACUUCCAUCAAUUCCAUGCACUCGUUCAAAUCUUCGAAAACAACAACGAAGAUGGGGAAAAUCAUUAGAUGAAUCGGAUGAAGAGAUCUAUGUCCCCAAAAACUUCUCUCUAAAAAUGAAAAUGUAA